Molecule: messenger RNA, 2213 nt
Organism: Entelurus aequoreus (snake pipefish)
Lineage: Eukaryota; Metazoa; Chordata; Actinopteri; Syngnathiformes; Syngnathidae
Gene: gata2b
Product: GATA binding protein 2b
Exons: 6
Coding region: 331-1686 (451 amino acids)
Biological process (GO): negative regulation of transcription by RNA polymerase II; positive regulation of angiogenesis; cell fate commitment
Cellular component (GO): nucleus
Molecular function (GO): zinc ion binding; RNA polymerase II cis-regulatory region sequence-specific DNA binding; DNA-binding transcription factor activity, RNA polymerase II-specific
Source: RefSeq, a predicted model, not a curated record
UGUGAGGCCGCCACAGUUCCAUGUUGCCCUCAAGUCCCCGCGGACGCACUCUUGGCUUUUGACUAACGUCUUCCGGCCACAAGCAGCAGAAGCGCACACGCUUGAAGGACGGAGGAGGAUUCAAAAAAAGAAAAAGUAAAUGAAGUUUAGUCCAAGUUUCCAAGUGGACUCUAUGUGGAAUUUGGAUCCUAUAGAAAAUAGUCCUGCAAAUGGCCUGCAGAUUAUAAAGAGAAACGAGUAAAAAAAAAAAAAAAAAAAAAUUCUCCAUCAUCCUUUUUCUCUGCUUGGAUUUAUAUAAAAUCUCAAUAAAUCGGAUACCAAGACCGAGAGAUGGAGGUGGCGGCGGAUCAGCCCCGCUGGAUGCACCACGCCGCGCUGAACGGCCAGCACCCGGACUCGCACCACCACAGCCUGGGCCACAACUACAUGGAGCCCUCGGCGCAGCUGCUGCCCCCGGACGAGGUGGACGUCUUCUUCAACCACCUGGACGCUCAGGGGAACCCGUACUACCACAACCCUGCCCGGGCCAGAGUCUACAGCCAGCCCCACGCUCGGCUGACGGGGACUCAGGUGUGCCGGCCUCACCUCAUCCACAGCCCGGGGAUCUCAUGGCUGGAUGGCGGCAAAGCUCUCCAUCACCACCACCAUCACCACAACGCGUGGGCCGUCAGCCCCUUCACCAAGCCGGGUCUCCACCACCCGGGCUCCGCGUCGCCCGGAGGCCUGUCGGCGGUCUACGCCUGCAACGGCGGCUCCAACGCGGCCUCCGCGCCUUCCCUCACGCCGCCCUCCCACGCCAGCCCGCACCUCUACGCCUUCCCCCCGACGCCGCCGAAGGACGCCUCGCCGGACCCGGGCACCGCCUCGCCGAGGACGGACGAGAAGGAAUCUAUCAAAUAUCACGUGUCGCUGUCGGAGGGCAUGAAGAUGGAGGGUUCGAGCCCGAUGAGAAGCAGCCUGGCCUCCAUGGGAGCUCACAGCGCGGCCGCCCACCACCCGAUACCCACAUAUCCCGCCUACUCGCUGCCGUCGGCCCACGACUACGGCGGCGGUCUCUUCCACCCGGGCAGCCUGCUCGGAGCUUCGGUCGGCUUCAACCCAAAGAACAACAGAAGCAAAAGUCGCUCCUGCACCGAGGGCAGAGAGUGUGUGAACUGCGGCGCCACCUCCACGCCGCUGUGGAGACGCGACAGCACCGGACACUACCUGUGCAACGCCUGCGGGCUCUACCACAAAAUGAACGGCCAGAACCGACCGCUCAUCAAGCCCAAACGCAGACUGUCGGCGGCCAGACGAGCAGGCACCUGUUGCGCCAACUGUCAGACCACCACCACCACGCUCUGGCGACGCAACGCUAACGGAGACCCAGUGUGCAACGCCUGCGGCCUCUAUUACAAACUGCAUAAUGUGAACCGGCCCCUGACCAUGAAAAAAGAGGGAAUACAAACGAGGAACAGGAAAAUGUCCGGCAAGUCCAAAAAGAUGAGGCGGGUCAGCGAGAGCUACGAGGAGUACAGCAAAAGUUUUCACGACAAGAACUCCACCUUCAGCUCCCUGGCGGGACACAUGUCCGUGGGCCACUUGCCGCCCUUCAGCCACGCCGGACACAUGCUGCCCACUCCCACACCGAUACACCCGUCCUUUGGCCACCCGCACCACUCCAGCAUGGUGACGGCCAUGGGGUGAGGGGUCACGGCCACAGACACUUUCUUUGUCCAUUAUGCAAAAAAACGGUAUGGAGCAAACACGGCCAAUCUGUAGGUACCUAACUCCUAAUGGAGGAAGACGGCUUCUACUUCCUGUUCCUGUUGGCCCUGCAUGUACAUGUACACACACGCACGCACACACGAUGACAUCACUGCAGCUGUGGGUUUGACUCCAAUGGACCUGCCAGCAUGACUGCAUGGCGCUGUAACUGUGAAUAUUGUAUGGAAGGGGACAAACUCACAUGAAAAUAUGCUGGAAUUAUUUUCUUCCUCACAGAAAUAAAAAAAAAAAAAAAGCUUUAUGAUUUGUAAUUUGAUAUUGUUCAUUGUAAUUAUUGUUAUUCAAAUAAUUUAUUUUCACCGCUUUGUUCCUGUGACUCUAUCACCUUGAUCAUAAUAUAAAUACUGUCGUCUCGGCUAUGACUAGAUUUUUUGUUGUUGCUAAAAGCGCUUUCUUCUGACCUGCUCGUCAUUUGUACUCAUACCAAAUAAAGAAUCACGAUCACA